UACGAUUCCGUGCGCACGAGUGUGUCUAAAUGUGAAAUAUAAAAAUAUGGUAUUGGUAUUUUGCUAGUGAAAAUGAUUUCGUGUACCAUUUUUUUGUGAUAGUGAUUUUGUUUGUAUCAUUUUGUGACUUUUUUGGAUGUAUUACAAAAUGAUUCUUUUCAAGUACUUUGGUGUUAUUCUGCUUUUGCACACUGUUUCGAGUCAAUCACCUGUAUCAUACGAUUUAGCGGACAUCUUCAUCAACAGACAGACACACAUUUACGAAACACCACUGAAAUUCGACAGCGAUGCAUCAGAUCCUGUAUCAUUUUAUGAAGUAUUCAAUAAAAAUAAACUAACUACACCUUAUAUAAUAUACACAACUUUCAAACUAAAUGAUUUGAAAGUAUCGUGUUUAUUUUCUAUAGAAGAUAGUGUUGGCAAUGUCAAAUUGAGACUAUGUUUAAAUCUAGUCUCAGAAGAAUUGACAAAAGUAACCCUGACAAGUUCUAGUAGUGAACAUUCAUUGACUUUUUCAAUGGUUAUAAUGGAAUCUAUUAAUAUACUGUUGUAUGUAAAAAAGAAUAUUAUGACACUGAGAGUGAAUUGCGAGGAUUUUGGCGAGGCAACUUUCGAGGAAACAUUUGGAGAAGUGACGUUGUCUGAAGAUGCUCUACUCUAUCUGGGAAGGACUAGUGGGACACAGCACUUAUUCCAGGGAACCAUAGAAGACUUGACAAUCAUGACUGGUCCAAAUCUAGACAGCACUCUUCUAGAACUAUGUACACCGGAAGAAGAAAAGGUCGUUAGGGGUGAAAAGGGGCAAAAGGGUGAGCCCGGUGAGACAGUAAUUGGACCCAGAGGUCCAAUUGGACCCCAUGGAAAGAAAGGGGAGAAAGGAGUAUGUCAAUGUUCAGAAACAACGGUGUCAGCUCUCCUUAGAAGUAUGCCUGAAAUGAGAGGUCCUCCAGGAGAGCCUGGACUUAGGGGUGACCCGGGAGAUCCUGGCCCAACUGGUAUGACGGGUAAACCAGGACCUCAAGGUCCAAGGGGACCACCAGGGCUAAAUGGUGAUAAAGGUGAACGAGGCGACAAAGGUGCUCCUGGAAAUGACGGUGAACCUGGUAUGGAUGGUCGACCGGGAAAAGAUGGUGAGCGAGGGCCCCAAGGACCUGAAGGGCGAAUCGGACCACCGGGGCCUCCAGGGCCUGGUUAUAGGGAAACAGAAGAGACAGAAGUAGCUGUUCCCGGAGAAAAAGGUGACCAAGGCCCUAUUGGACCCCCUGGAACACCUGGGGGGAGAGACGAACAAGGGGAAAAAGGUGAAAAGGGGCACCAGGGAAUGAGAGGUGAAAAGGGUGACCGGGGUGAAAUCGGCUCUGAAGGGCCUAGAGGUGAAAAGGGUGAACAAGGAACUUCAGGCAUUGAUGGCAUUCCAGGGGUGCCGGGUACACAUGGACGCCCAGGAUCUAAAGGAGAAAAGGGAGACAAAGGGGAAAUCGGCCCACCUGGCGCCUCUGCAAAACUUUCCUCAAUUUUAGAUGAAGACAUCGACGCCACUGAAAGAGAAGAGAUUAUUGAUAAACUAAGAGGAUUUCCUGGCAAUCAAGGACCCAUGGGGGAAAAGGGUGAAAAGGGAGAUCUAGGGUCCCAGGGAAAACCCGGCGUUGAUGGAAAACAUGGCAGGCCGGGGGUGCAGGGUGAACCCGGUCCUAUAGGGCCUCAGGGUCCAAUGGGGGAUCAAGGAGAGAAAGGCGAUACAGGUCCACCAGGUCCAAUGGGCCCUCCGGGGAAUGUUCCACUUCAUGAGAUCGCUUUGUUGAAGGGCAGCAAGGGAGAUCAAGGAAAAGAUGGGGCCAAAGGAGCUAAGGGUAAUUCUGGCGCGCAAGGUCGAGUGGGAGCCAGAGGGCCAAGAGGACAUGAUGGAAAGCCGGGUCCAAAAGGUGAAAAGGGCGAUAGUGCUGAUCCUGAAAAGUUGUUAGAAAUCAAAGGAGAAAAGGGUGAUAUGGGACCUCCUGGAGAGCCAGGAAAGCAGGGCCCACCAGGACAUUGCUCGUGUCCAAAUUCAACAGUUUCGGUACGAGGACCACCAGGACCCCCUGGGCCGCCAGGGCCUCCAGGUGUUUCUGUAAUGGGGCCAAAAGGGAACCCUGGGGGAAUAAUUUCUCAGACCAACUAUUAUUCUAUUAGCGAAAGCCCGACAGACGAACCUGCAGAUGACGAUGAUUUCUUCUAUUCUACAAUUACUGUAAUUUAUAGUACUACUACUGCACUAUUUAAGCGAACAUCGAGUACGCCUUUGGGAACCUUGGCCUACGUCUUACAAAAGAAAAUAUUACUGUUAAGGGUCGAAAGUGGGUGGCAACACAUUACGAUGGGCAAAAUGUUGGAUGCGAAUGAAAUGCACACAGCCGCUCCUAGACACGUGAUGCAGUACCAUUCUCCUCCGCCUGCUGAUCCUGUUUUUAUGUACGGAAAUCAUAUUCGUAUUGCAGCGUUAAACACGCCACAUUCUGGUAACAUAUAUACGAGGAACAGCAGAGGUUGGUCAGCAGCGGAAGCAGAAUGCCACAAACAGUCGAAGAAAUUAAAAAUCACUGGGAGCUUUGUACCUUUUCUCACUAACAGCAUAAGAAAUAUAAAGCCAAUGGUGAACGUUCACGCUGAACAUCUUCCCGUGGUGAACUUGAGAGGAGAGUUACUGAUCGACUCCUGGGCAAGCAUGUUCAACGGUUCUGGAGCAGUUCUUGCCAACUGGAACACAGAUAUAUAUAGCUUCGACGGGAAGAAUGUGAUGAGAGAUCCAACGUGGCCCAAGAAAUGGAUAUGGCAUGGAAGCGAUAUAUUCGGAAAUCGCACAAGAAGUACAUUUUGCGAUGAUUGGCAGAGUGACAGCCCCGCACAUUAUGGUGAAGCGACCUCUUUAUUUAGUAAGAGGUUGUUACUUGGGGAACCCCAAAGUUGUAAUAAUAAGUACAUAGUACUCUGUGUAGAAAUAACGCCUAAAAAAGAUAGACUAUUGAAAGUGGAGAGACACCAUGUGUCGAGAUUACGCCAAAGACGCUAUGGACGCAAUAGCAUAAGUUCUACUCAAAAUAACUUUAAUUAUGGAUAAGUCUAGAAAUAUAUUCACCAUUUUAAUAAUAAAAUUUAAAAGCCAUGUAGUUACCAGUACAGUAAAGUAAGAAUCCUUCAUUUCUUUCAGUGAUGUCAUAGGAGGUGACUAAAGGAUAAAGUAAAAGCAAGAAAAGAUAAGUAGGUGUACAAGAUGCCCCCCAAUAUGACUUUGGGUAAAGGAAACAAUACCAAAAAAGACCUGUAAAAUAUAAUUUUCAUGCCGUUUUAGUUACUAAUAAUUGAUAUUAAUUAUUAAUAAUUCCUACCAGUAAAAUGUAAUGAUAAAAAUAAAAAAGAACCAGUAAAAUGUUCAAUUUCACUGCAUAUUAUAAAGCAAAGCAGCUUCGCGCGUCUGUUCCUAUGUAUGUAUUUACGCUUAGAUUGUUAAAACUACACGACGGACUUUGUUAGAUUUCUUAAAUACACAGAGUGAUUCAAGAGGAAGAUUUAUAGGUUUAAAUGCUACCCGUGCGAAGCAAGGGCGGGUCGCUAGUGUUCCUAUAAAAACGUUAAAAUGUAAAAAUAAAUUAUUCAAUUUUUAGAUAUUGCAACCAUAAUACAAGGAUUUUAUGAUUUUUUAGAAAGAUUUUAAUGAAAAAGUCAAGCAACUUAGAUAAGCCAAACUAGUGUAUAAAGUUAUAACUAAUUUAAAUGUAAUUAAAAAUACUCUUAAUCUUCAUAAGUUGCAUAUUAUUUGACAAAUGAUUAAAUACUCAACCAUUUUCAGAAUAUUUUCAUUUCACUUUUAUUAAAACUAGUUACACCCUUAUUGUUUGUAGUUUUUUUUUAAAUAAGUAAUAACUAAAUACGUAAAUAUGAAUCUUAGAACGUAAAUAAAUCAAACCUAUGUACUUUGUAAGCAUAUUUAAGUAAGCAUUCAAUUCAUUGCAAUUUGUUAUUAAAUUUUUUUAUGUAUUGUAAUGUAAUUAUGCAAAAAAUGUGAAUUAUCUGUUUACACAAAUUCUGAAUUGUUAUUUGUUUACAUGUAAGUUUUGUCCAAAUACUGUUUAGAAAUAAAUAAAUUUUGUUUGCCACUCGAUCGUGACUGUAACAUAUAUUUUAUGUCAAUGAAAACCUGUGUAGAGUACAAAUUACCAUAGGUUUUACCAUCAGAUAAAAAAAAUGCUUCUCCGAAUAUUAAAUGCCAUUGCUAUCAUUGAUAGCACUAUUUUUUUUUCCUUUUAACAGUUGUAUCUUUUGAUUGUGGCCAGUAUUAUUUUUGUAUACUAUCCGGCAUUAUUAUACAUCGUAUGUUUUAUUUUAAAUGCACUUUGUAACGUGUUUCAUUAAGUCUUUCUUCUAUUUAUGAUAAUGUUGUGAAAUAAAUUUAAAUGUAAGUCAAGUAAGUUAUCAUUAUAUCUAAGCUACAAAAUUUACACA
Amyelois transitella is the source of this 4476-nucleotide messenger RNA. Its product is annotated as collagen alpha-1(XVIII) chain. The transcript has 25 exons. NCBI's taxonomy places the organism in Eukaryota, Metazoa, Arthropoda, Insecta, Lepidoptera, Pyralidae. The record is from RefSeq and is a predicted model, not a curated record. Bases 137 to 3094 code for a protein of 985 amino acids.